AUGACACUUUCUGUGGAUGAGAGUGACUCGGUCACUAGACAGUAUGCAGCCCACCCCUACCAAGAAGUGAAUUCGCCUAUGGCUAACAAAGUCAUUCCCAGGUAUAUCGGAGAACUUGAACAAGAAGUCAAGUCCCUCGAGGAGGAACUUGCAGAAUCGAGAUCGCAUGAGUUGAUUUCUCAGGAAUCUUCCACGCCUUUGGGUCCUUCUAACCCACAAGACCGCCGAGAGCAUUCGCCAAAUUUUGUUGAGGGUGGCGGAAUAAGGUGGAUAGACUCAAAAGACCCAGAGAUAUGCCUGGCUGACAAUGGCAACAGUUUUAUGAGACACCUAUUUGCGGAUUCAGAAUGGCGUGAGCAUGACCCGAGUCUUCUCCAAAAUCUCUCCAAGGGCUCCGGGCCUGCUGAAGCUGGAGUUAAGCCAGCGCUCCUCCCAACCUCAGAGCGAGCGCAGGCAAUAUUUGACAAGUAG
Messenger RNA from Penicillium malachiteum, 471 nucleotides. RefSeq lists its product as uncharacterized. NCBI's taxonomy places the organism in Eukaryota, Fungi, Ascomycota, Eurotiomycetes, Eurotiales, Aspergillaceae. The record is from RefSeq and is a predicted model, not a curated record. The transcript has a single exon. Bases 1 to 471 code for a protein of 156 amino acids.